Messenger RNA from Trypanosoma cruzi, 2226 nucleotides. RefSeq names its product SUMO1/Ulp2, putative. Gene Ontology annotation, biological process: protein desumoylation. The transcript has a single exon. NCBI's taxonomy places the organism in Eukaryota, Euglenozoa, Kinetoplastea, Trypanosomatida, Trypanosomatidae. Gene Ontology annotation, molecular function: deSUMOylase activity. Gene Ontology annotation, cellular component: nucleus. The record is from RefSeq and is a predicted model, not a curated record. The coding region runs from base 1 to 2226 and encodes 741 amino acids.
AUGGCGAGUGCGUUGCUGGACACGGCGGGUUGGGUGCACAAAACUCUGUUUUCUUUUCUGCGCCCUCUCGGACGGCAGCAGCAGCAGGAGCAGCAGGAGGAGGAGGAGGCAGAGGAGCGGGUGACGCAUGAUUGGAACGAGCUACCCUCACCAGCAGUGCGACCACCCGCCGGCAGUGUGGAGGUGGCGCGUGCGGGGCGCACGGCGGGUGGUGACAGCAGGUGGAGGCGCGACAUAUCGUCUCCAUUUGUUUUUCCUGUUGCACGCCGUUCUCGGCGACGGAUUCGCUCGCCAGACUCAGGCGUUUGUGCGGUGCGGGGAUCGCGUGAUAUGACGCAUCGAUUCACGGAGAUAUUUCGUCGCUGGAGCUCCAGGAGCAGAGAAGGCAGAACCUUUGUCGACAUGGAGGAAGGGACGGAGGAGGAGGAGGAAGAGGUGGCAACUGUCUCGCCCUCGACCUCAUGGGCGUCGACGACGAUAUCGGCGAGUGCGUCCACGGCUCGUUUAAAUGCCUCGCGGGGCGCAGCCGGUGGCAGUGUUGCGGGGCGUUCUCGCUCUCGCACGCUGCUGGUGCCUCAAAAAAGGCAAAAACAGCCUGUACCUGCGGAUGAAAUGCGGCAUCGUGUCAUGUCAGCGCCCCUCUCAAUGUGGGAGGUUCCUCUGCUAGAAGAGAUGGGGCCGAGAGAGCAGCUGAACAGCCGUGGGGCGACGGGAAUGGAACAUGACAAUCUCGAGGGGAAAGUUCUUUUUGCACCACUGGAGCUGCCGCAAGAAACACCGCCGCCACGAACACCGCCGGUCGAGGGCGCUUUUCUCAGCCAAAAGGACUCUCCUGGUGUCACUGUCGCCUCUCCCUAUUUUCCCCACAUGACGGCAAACAGGCCGAGCACCGUACGGGAACGAGAUGCCCACCAGUUGGCCCUUCACAUCCGUGAAAUGAGGGCGCUGUUGCCGCGUGGAUACGGAUGGAGAGAACCACCAGUGGGAGAUGCGUCGCAUGACCCAAACGAGCUGAAAUUUCCUGGGGGAAAACCACCACCGCCAUCGCCAGCCUAUGCGAUAAAAGACUCGGUUGUCUUUGAUGAUCUUUCUUGUAGUCUUUUGCUCUCGGCUGUCACGGAGGACGAUCGGCGUGUGCGUGUUGUUUACGAGGACAUGAUGCAUACUGUGUGCAAGGGAAUAGUGGAAGACGAAAUCCACAAAUACAUCCAACUCAUGGAGGGUGUGGCUGAGCGAGCGUUGGAUUAUUGGGUCAUCGACAUUGUAUUGAAGGACACGGCGGAUGCGAUGAAGCGAGUUUUCCCUGCAUGGAGUUUAUCCAGGGGUAUUCAACGUCAUAUCAGGGAGCGAAAAGCGGUUGUUUUAACUGCCUUGGUGGAAGAUGAAGAGGACGAGGAGGUGUAUGGACUUGUCUUGCAUCGAGGUAGAAGAGACAGUAGCCAAGCUAAUGGGGUAGCCGUGUCGUUCCAAAGUGGAUUGUCCCUGAGUUACCAGCAAAUCGCCACCUUGGGCCCGGGCCAGUGGCUUAACGACCAGGUCAUCAACGCGUAUCUGAGUAUGAUCUGUGACGAGCGCAACAAUACCAGCGGUAAAGAGGAGGUGGUUUCACUGGGUACGCACUUUUUUGCAAGGGUUGAACAGGAGUUGAAGGGGGACCUCUCCAAGGUUGUGCAAUUGCCUUCUUUACAGAAAGACAGCGGUAUACUUCGUUGGUUACGGCGUCGUCGUAAUAUCCUGCAACCAGGCGCCACACGUGUCAUUCUCAUUCCUGUCAAUUUGUCGCAAACCCACUGGGCAUUGGCUGUUUUCAAUUGGGAAUUUCAUACAUGGUUUUAUUACGAUAGUUACAUUCGUGGCAAGGCGGCCAUGACACGUGGCAUUUUGGUACUUCAGCAGUUAUCGCACGUGUUUUUGGAGUCUUGGCGUAUUCUUUGCGACAGUGAGGGAGGAAAUGCAUGCCAUCUAGCUGACUGCAAACUUGUGGUGGCUGAGCCAUUGCGUGGGAAUGAACGCUCCUACGAUGGUGGCUUUGCUUUUGCCCCACAACAAAGUAAUUUGUAUGACUGUGGCGUCUUUGUUUGCCAUAUGGCCUGGUGUGCGGUGCAUGGUGUCGCCACAGUGUUUACUCAAGAGGAUGUGACUGCGCAUCGAAGGGCUAUGCUGCACGAACUUCUCUGCCAAAAGAGUCUUUUGCAGUUUCCCGUGAGCGCCUUUUUGACACCGUGA